AUGGCGUCGUCGGACCUCGAAGCCGCUACGGCGCUCAAGGUGCAGGGAAACCAGGCCUUCAAAGAACAUGAAUGGCCGACCGCUAUCGACUUCUACACGCAGGCGAUUGAGAAAUACGAUCGGGAGCCGUCGUUCUUCUGCAAUCGCGCCCAGGCGCAUAUUAAACUCGAGGCGUAUGGCUUUGCCAUUGCGGACGCUACCAAGGCGUUGGAGCUGGAUCCGGCCUACGUGAAGGCGUACUGGAGACGAGCCCUCGCCAACACGGCCAUCCUGAACUACCGCGAUGCCCUCAAAGACUUCAAAGCCGUUGUGAAGCGCGAACCCGCCAACCGAGACGCGAAGGUGAAGCUGGCCGAGUGCGAGAAACUGGUGCGUCGGAUGGAGUUCGAAAAGGCCAUUGAGGUGGGCGAGCCGCCGUCUGCCUUUGAGGACCUGGAUAUCGAUGCGAUCGCCGUGGAUGCCAGCUACGACGGGGUGCGCUUGGAGAAGGAGAUGACCCAGGAGUUUAUCGACGACAUGAUUGAGCGGUUCAAGAACGGGAAGAAGAUUCAUCGCAAAUAUGCCUUCCAGAUCGUCAAGGCUGUCAAGGAUAUUGUGUAUGCGGAACCGACGAUGGUUGAGAUUGGGGUCGAGGAAGGCAAGAGAUUGACCGUCUGUGGUGAUACGCAUGGCCAAUUCUUCGACCUGCUGGAGAUCUUCCGUCUGAACGGAUACCCCUCCGAUACACACGCCUACCUCUUCAAUGGUGACUUUGUGGACCGUGGCUCGUGGUCCACGGAGAUUGCGCUCCUGCUCUACGCGUACAAAUGGCUGCGGCCGAACGGCAUCUUCCUCAACCGCGGCAACCACGAGACGGAUGACAUGAACAAGGUGUACGGUUUCGAGGGCGAGUGCCGGGCAAAGUACAACGAGACAAUGUUCAAGGUGUUCUCCGAGUCCUUCUCGGCCUUGCCGUUGGCGACGUUGAUCGGCAACAAAUACCUGGUGCUCCAUGGUGGUCUCUUCUCCGACGAUAACACGACAUUGGAUGAUAUCCGGAAGCUGAAUCGCCACAACCAGCGGCAGCCCGGACAACAGGGUCUGAUGAUGGAGAUGCUCUGGACCGAUCCUCAGACGGAGCCUGGCCGUGGGCCCAGCAAACGUGGCGUUGGUCUUCAGUUCGGCCCGGAUGUCACCAAGCGGUUCUGUGAGAAGAACGGGCUGGAGGCGAUCAUUCGUUCGCACGAGGUCCGCAUGGAGGGCUACGAAGUGGAGCAUGACGGUCGGUGUAUCACCGUCUUCUCUGCGCCCAAGUAUUGCGAUGCGACAGAAAACAAGGGCGCGUUCAUCAAGAUCGGACCCGAGCUCAAGUUGGACUUCCAGGUGUUUGAAGCAGUGCCUCACCCUGAUAUCAAACCGAUGGCUUAUGCGCAAAACUCGAUCUUGUCGAUGAUUCAACGUCGGAAAGAUGGAAUUCGAUCCAAAAACCCGUCCAGCUUUGCCUCCGUCUCCGCCCAUGAGCGCUGGCCCGUGAUCAUCACCGGCGCCAUUGAUGACCUCCACCGCACCGUCGGCGAUGUCACGGACGAGGCCAAACGCAAGGAGGGAAAGGCGAUCAUCGAGAAGCUCGCAGCACUGAAGUACGAAUUGCAGCACGACCGACAGCUGACCCCCCUCCCCGAUGAUGGCGAACCAGGCAUUGCGGAAUACAACCAGGAGCUGGAGCAGCGCGGGAACCCAACCUGGCACAACGUCCCAUGGCUGUACUCGGAAUGCUAUCUCUACCGGCGCAUGAGCACCCUCUUUCGCCAUGUCCCAGCACUGGCAGGAGGGCUACGACGUGUUCGCCCGGCAGAAGAUGUCCACAUUUCAAGUCGUCGCGUCCGGCGGUGCUCGAGCUCGCCGCGCGGUACAAGGAGCUCGCGCAGGAAGCAGAGAAGACGCGGGGCUUCCGCGGACGGGCAAGACGCCCGAGCAGAUCGAGCAAGGCGGGACCGCAUUCUCUUCUCGGAGAUGUGCGAGAUCUGCCUCUGGGGCAACGCCACGGACCUGUCGCUCCUGACGUCGCUGACCUACGAGGACAUCCAGAAGCUGCAGGGCUCGCAGGCGCGCAAGGCUGCGGAGAAGAACAUUCUCGUCAACGACCUGGACGCCGCCUUUGACGUGCUCCACGCCGCCCGCAACGCCAACAAGUCCGCCGACCGCCGCGUCGACAUCGUCCUCGACAACUCCGGCUUCGAGCUCUUCGUCGACCUCAUCCUCGCCGGCUACCUCCUCUCCGCGGGGCUCGCCACCACCGUCGUGCUCCACCCCAAGCUGAUCCCCUGGUUCGUCUCCGACGUCACGCCCCCGGACUUUAGGGACCUCAUCAGCGCCCUCGCCGACCCCCAGGCCUUCUACACCGCCCCCGACGACUCCGGCCGCGAACACACCCCGCUCUCCGACAAGGAGCUCGCCGAGGUCACCUUCCUCUUCGACCACUGGAGCCAGCUCCACGCCGACGGCAAGCUGAUCAUCCGUCCGCACGCCUUCUGGACCUCCCCCGGCUCCUAUUGGCGCAUGCCGCACGUGGCACCCGAUCUUUUCGACGACCUCAAGCAGAGCGAGCUCGUCCUCUUCAAGGGUGAUCUGAACUACCGCAAGCUGUGCAAUGACGCCGCCUGGGACCCCACCACUCCCUUUACGACGGCCAUCGGCCCCAUGGGCCCUAAGUCCGGCGUGCGCGUCCUCGCCUUCCGCACCUGCAAGGCCGAUGUCGUCGUCGGUCUCCCCGCCGGCGAGGACGAGAAGCUCCGCCAGAUGCCCGGCGGCGGCGGCGACGAGGCCCGCAAGUGGGCCUGGAGUGGUAAAUGGGCGGUUGUGGAGUUCUCGGAUGGAAAGGCGUGA
Messenger RNA from Aspergillus terreus NIH2624, 2865 nucleotides. RefSeq lists its product as uncharacterized. The transcript is spliced from 11 exons. NCBI's taxonomy places the organism in Eukaryota, Fungi, Ascomycota, Eurotiomycetes, Eurotiales, Aspergillaceae. Bases 1 to 2865 code for a protein of 954 amino acids. Gene Ontology annotation, molecular function: protein serine/threonine phosphatase activity; protein binding. Gene Ontology annotation, cellular component: cytosol; nucleus. The record is from RefSeq and is a predicted model, not a curated record.